Molecule: messenger RNA, 1509 nt
Organism: Amorphotheca resinae ATCC 22711
Lineage: Eukaryota; Fungi; Ascomycota; Leotiomycetes; Helotiales; Amorphothecaceae
Exons: 5
Coding region: 1-1509 (502 amino acids)
Source: RefSeq, a predicted model, not a curated record
AUGUCUACCCUUACAGUUGUUCAGUAUACUCCCAAAGCAACUACUGGCAUCACGCACAAACUUCCUGCAAAACCCUCCUGGAGUAACUCUGGAAAAGAGUCUGCCAAGCCGUUCCCAGUGUCGGCGAAGGCAGUAGAAGACAGUGAGCGGCAUAAGAAGCCUACUACAGUUAGCGGGCUUAUGUUUGGAGAGAAUCCUCUGUUUGACCCAAAAACAGUACAAGAUGAAAUCACUGAAAGAGAGGGCGCCGAGCUCAUAAAACGGCACCGAGCUAGAUUCCUACGAAAGUUACCAGAAGAGAGAUCUCAAGGAUCGAUACCUGCAAGCAGUAGUGAUGAAUCGAUCGAAUUAACUGGCAAGUUAGAUCUCGAUGAUAUUGAAACCGCACAUAUCCAUGGCACACAAGGUGGCGGAAGUCCUACAUCUAACAGACAAGCCCCAGGCCGGAUCACCACCAGAGACGAUCCUGAUGAUGACAGUGACGAUGACAGUGACGAUGACCUCCGUCCUGUAAGCCGAUUGCUUGAGAAAUCCAAACAAAAGUCACCCGACGGACCGGACGCGAAAUACAGCGCUGAAGAAAACGCUAAGCAGGUUCUAAAGAAUGAUUCCUUUGGUUCUCAAGAAUCCAGAGCCGGAAGCAGCAGUGAUGAACCGAUCGAGAUAGAUGGCAGCAAGUUGGACCUCGGCGAAGAUCUUUAUACAACAAAUUCUCCUUGUACUCAAAGCGAUGAACGGUCUGAUCAUGUCCAGUUGGAUGUGGAAGCACCUUCGGCACCUGAUGGACCCAUCGACGAGCCUUGCAAUAUCAUCAAUGCCACGGAUACUAGGUCCUUUGCAGGCCGUGCCAAACGGGUCAGGUUUGCCUCCCUUUGCAAUAUUUCUAGCCUCGGCCUUAGCACACCGCCACAUUCUCGUGACGGGGAAGGGCAACGCAAUAUGAGGGAGCUCGAGAGGAGCGAUUCUGAUGAGUCGCGAGACGGCACUACCCCACUAAAGCGGCAGAAAAUUUCUUCGAGGGUGGUCAAUACAGCCGUGACCGAGAAUAAUGAACCCUCUUCCUCAGUAAUCUCGGACGUCGACAACGUCGAUGGGCUCGAAAAUCUCUCUGAUCAUACGGCUAGCGACACUGAUGUACCCACUCUUACCAUGCAUGAUUCUGCCAUAGGAGUACCUAAGAUAUGUCCACAGUUCGUGGAUAUUGGCCAAGAAUGGGAGUAUCGCAGGGUCCUUGGUGAGGAGGUUGUCGGUGGCGUGUCGUAUUACGAGGUGGAAUGGUGUUCGUCAUUAAUACCAAAGUCUUCGGUACGAAAUAUAGAGGUGCUAGCUGAGUAUGAGGCUCGUAAAGCACGAGCUCGGGCGUGCGGGACGAACGGGAAGCGGAGGGGACGACGGCCAGCCUUGAAGCAAGACAGUCGAGCAGUGAGGGGUGCUGGUGUGCCUGCGGGCCAACAGCAGAAGAGGCCGCGAGGGCGACCGCGGAAGCUGCCAUCAGCGACGGUAUGGUAA